CGAUAGUCGGUGCACCUUGUCGCGUCGGUCCCCUGAGCGCGGCUGGAGAGGACUCUGAUGCCCCGUGACUGGACCGAGACACCGCUGGGCUCCCGCGUCUUCCCCACAUCCAGUUUCUGGACUGCUGAAGGCUCCACAGCCAGACUCCCGCAGCUUCUUUUUUUUCAUUAUUACCAAGGUGAGGAAGAGCGGCAGGAGGAGGCGGAGAGGAGAGAGACAGACAGCAACAGCAGCAGCAGCAGGAUCUUGGCGCAUUGGAGUUUAUGGAUUAUUGAGAAACGCGGAUCAAAUAUUCAUAAGGAUUUUUUAAAAGAGGGAAAACACAAGGUGGGAUAGUGUGAGAGAUUCCCUGCAGUGAUUCACCAGCAGGAGCACCGCUGAUUUUUCAUCCGGCGUGUGCGCUCAGCGUGUUAGAGUGCGUGCGCGCGUGCGUGCGUGUGUGUGUUUGGAAAGGAGCCCCCCCUGCUGCAGCACUUUCCUGCCGCACGGACGGAGUGAUGCCACCGAGUUGCUGACGGACACCCGGCAGGUUCUCCGCACCCCGCCUCCCUUCCCUCCCCUCCUCCCGCACUGACGGACGCAUCGACCCCCUGCGAUCCCCACUAAUAUGCAAUGGUUUUUUGUGCAGAAGCAGACAGCUGCCGCGUACAGCCGACUUCACGCUAGCGCCGCCGCAUGCCUGACAGUCGCCGCCGCUCCUCUCCCCGCGCCGCGCGGCAGACGACGCCAUCUGAAGAGAAGCGCUCUGGGGCUUUUCGCGCCGCGGCGGCCGCGCGGCAGCAGCAGCAGUAGCGACCCUUCCUCCGCAGCUGAGGACCACCGGCCGCUGGGGCAGCAGGAGACGGGGAUCGAGGAGACAUCCGCCGCAGCGGUUGCGCUUUUCCAACCUCACGGGGGCGACGUCGACGCGGAAUACGUGCGGCUGGUGGUCUCCGAGCUUGCGGGGAAAGCGGGCGAGAAUCCGGGCGAAGAGCUGGGCUUCCUGCUCUUACUUUUGUCUAUGGUGCAGAUCGGGGGCGCGCCGCACCGCCGAACUGAGCCCGACAGCUGGCCGGUUCUGCUGGCAUGCAAAGAGGGGGGAGUAUCAGCCCCCAUGCGGUGGGUGAAUUUUAGGCUGCCGCAUCCGGAGCGCUUAUCCUCUUCCUUCUCUUCUUCUUCCUCCUCCUCUUCCUCCUCCCCCGUCUCGGCCAAAUCCAUGCGGUUUAUUUGGAACAACAUUUUCAGCAAAGGAUCGCAUAUGCUGCAGUGUCUUUGUGGCAAGAGCCUCAAGAAAACCAAGAACCCAACUGAACCGCAGCUGAAGGGCAUAGUGACCAGGUUGUUCUGCAGGCAAGGCUUCUAUCUCCAGAUGGGCCAGGAUGGAAGUCUGGACGGGACCAAAGAUGACAGCACCAACUCCUCUCUCUUCAACCUAAUUCCUGUGGGUCUGAGAGUCGUGGCCAUCCAAUCAGUCAAGACCGGUCUCUACAUCGCCAUGAACGGAGAGGGUCACCUUUACUGCUCGGAACUGUUUACACCUGAAUGCAAGUUUAAAGAGUCGGUGUUUGAGAACUACUACGUGAUCUACAGCUCCAUGCUGUACAGACAGAAGGAGUCGGGCCGGGCGUGGUUUCUGGGCCUCAACAAAGAGGGACAGAUCAUGAAAGGCAACAGGGUGAAGAAGACUAAACCAGCUGCACACUUCCUGCCUAAACCCAUAGAAGUUGCAAUGUACCGUGAGCCGUCAUUGCACGAUGUAGGAGAGGCGGUGCCUAAACUCGCAGGGGGCCCGCCUUCUAAAAGCACAACCUGCGAGCCCGUGGUCAUGAAUGGCGGCAAACCAGUCAGCAAACCCAGUAAGGAGGAGACAUAACACCACCUCUCAUUUUUAGCCUCCCUGCCUGCCUGGCUGGCCGACUGACUGGACGCCAGGAACCACCACAGACUUGCCCUGCUGCUGCGCUCUCAAAAAAACAGACAAAAAAAAAAAAAAAAGAAAAACACGCAAGAAAAGGUAACAAACAAACAGCUAUAAGCUCUGACUGGACAGCGACAGGGGCUGGACGUCCUGCCUCACCUCAGCCAGCUGGACACUGGUGACCAGGGGGACAGUGCUCCUGUUAAGAAGGCUGCUGAACUGGGUGAACUGGGACAGUGGCGUACGAUCUCAGUUAAAGGACAUAAAAAAAAGUCCGUGGUCACUUAUUUAUUUAUUUACUCAUUCAUUUAUCAAGGCUCCUGCUUUCCUCUGCUGAUAGUUUUCUGUUGCUUGCUUGCUCCAGGCUGCAGACACACAUCCACACAAACUCCGCUCCACUCCAAAUCGACCGCUUGGAUUCGAUCUUUAAAUACAUUAAAAGCAUCAACAAACACAGGAGAAAGACCGUUUUAAAUACCAAACAGUGAUGAUUCAGGGGAAAGCUUAGUCAUCAAUCACUUAGGAUUUGGAACAGGAUGUUCUGUGCUUAAACUACAUCAAAAAGCAUCAAGAAACAGCACAUCGCAUAUGGUGAACUCGCCAUUCGCCGUCUCCCUUACUACACGUCUCAUCAAGAAGACACAAAACUAGUUCAGAGAAGACAAAACAAGUCUUCGCAUGAAGAUGAUUUAUAGUGAAUUCCCAAUUUGUAGCAGCAAGGUGUGUAUCUGAAGUUUGCAGGUGCUGCAGCACCUUGGUAGCAGUCUGUGUUUACAUAGGGUAGCAGAUUUAGAUUAAUAUGAUCAAACGGUGUCCUUGGCCAGGAGGACUUUUGUAGACUUUUUCCUUUACUUGUUGCCUUCCCAAGUACUUGAAAACAAAAGAAGAAACAGGGUAUUUGAACGUGGAAAGAGCCUGUGUUACUGGGACCACUAUAAUCCAGGUUUAUAGUCCAGGAUUUUUAGAGUUUAUCUACAUGACGUUGAAAUUAAUUUAAAGGUCCGAAAGUGUUAUCAGCUGAUACCCAUGAAGUAGCAUUUAUAAGACGUUCUCCGACUGUUACAACUGAUUCAGUUUUCAUUUGUAGAUUCUUAAAACUGAGCUUACGUUCUGCUUUUAGCACAAUUUCCAGAUUGUUUCAGCUUGUUUGUCCUGUCGCCCCUUUGCCAUUUUGUAUCUCCGUUUCAUACCGACCUCUUCCCGUAUCAAAAUAGUUGUCAUAUAUUAUGAAUCCCUUUGGCCUGCUUUAAUCCUCACAUUUAGUUUGCUAAUUAAAACCUCACAAAUUAAAACUUAGAAAGUUUGAAAAAUAAAUACAUUAUUCUUCCUCUAUGUCCCUGUAUCCAUCUAGAAUUAGAGUUUCUUCAGAUUUUUCCUGUCAUAUUUAUAGUGUAAAAAGUUUUAUUAAAUUUGGAAGCCGAUGAAAUGUUUCAAUUUGGGAUUAUGCUUUUAGAAUAAUCGAUUAUUUGGGAUUGGCUAAAAACUGUUUACAGUAAAAGAAAAACCACCACUUUAAACAAACAAACAAAAAAACACUUUAAAUGACUUUGAGUCCUGAAUUUAAAAAUAAUAAAUUAUUCAUUUAUGCAGUUUAUGUGACUUUGCUCUUCUUCAGAUGUUUAACCUUCAGUUCACAGUUAAACAAAAGUCAAAAACUGCUGAAUUAUUAUGAUUGAAUUCUAUAUUAUUCAGGGACUUCUUUACACAUUCACAUUCAUAUUAAUAGAAAAGGCAAUAUUAAAUCUUAAGUUUUAUUUUUCUACAAUUAUGCAUCGUAAUCAUCUAUAAUUGGCGUGUUUUCAGAGGUGACAAAUUUGCUUUUUUUUUUUUCUUUUUACAAUUUUUACAAAUAUUAUCUCACCAAAAUGCCCAGAAGACGAGAUGCAAAAUGUGCAAGAUGUGGUAAAAAUGUUGGUUGUCACGUGUAUCAUGAAACAUGGUAGGAAAUGUUGAAGGGACGAGCUGACCUAGAGCCUUUAGAUGAGACUGUGAAUGAAAAGGAAAACAGCUGUGGAGCACGAGACACUUUUUUUUUGAUUUUCCCUCGAUUUAAAAAAAAAAAAGUUGUAUUCCUUCAGGAAGGUUGAAGACAAACUUCGUCUACAGGACUUAGGAAUUAGUGCUUCUGAUGGGGUUUAAGUAGUUUGAUUGCACUAUUUAUAUUUUAUUUUGAAAAGCAAAAAAAAUAAGACAUGGAGCAGAAGUGCCACAUUGAAAAAUACAUCUGAAUUUCCGAAUUACCUGCCAAAAUGAGGGGCUUCAACAUCACAAACAGGGAUUUUUAUUUCAGAAAGUCCCCCAGUGUUUACUCUCUUGCCCAUUUACUCAACUCCAUUUUUCAUGUUUCACUUGCUUUGAUGUCAAAUAAUUAUGUCUGUUCCUGAAUUACUUCAACCCUCCUUACCUCAAUUACUGAUAACUCCUCCUAACACUUAAAACAAUAGGUGCCUUUUUCAGCUGCAGUCUGGCCGUCACCGAUCCACACAACUGUAAAACCAGACAAAAAUGAUUUAUUUCUAAACUCCACCAAUUGAAACUGUUUAUUAGUACUUCUAUUUCAUCGUAUGUAUAAUUUUGAUCCACAGUGGCUUAAAGAAAAGCAGAAGUUCCCACAUGUAGUCUUAUGCCUGGCAUGAAUGUAAAUCCAAGGUUUUUCUCCAACUCUAAUCUUCCCACCUCCAUUACAAAUUGGCCAUAAACCAGCCUGCACAUUUAUUGAUGAAAUCUCAAACUUAUAAGCGACUUAAAUGUUUUUACUGAUCACAAACCGAAAUAAUCGCACACCGUUAGAUGGGCCAAUAUGAGAUCUUGUGGUGGCAUUUUCUUUUUACACAAAAUACUGCCAUAUCAGGAUUCACAAGUAAAUCUGAAGUGUAAAACAGUCUUAUGUGCAUUUAUGUCAGGUAUUUGUAUUGCUGCAACUAUGCGGAACUGCAGUGAUUUUUACUUGAGAUGUACUGAGAAAGUGUCUGGUGACCAGAAUUGGUCAUAAACAAAUGAAGAUUCAUUUACUUUGUGAUCUGGCAACGCCUCAUAAUUCUACCAGGUCACACUAGUAGCAACACUCUUCUGUGUGGAAGAUGUUGCUAGAGGGUAGAAGCUUCAAGCUUGGGUCCUUUCAGUAGCUGCGAUUCCAUUAACCUUAAAAUUACUUAUUCAGUAAAAAAGUAUUUUGCUAAAGUACUAGCUGAUCAAAACUUCAAUCAUUUCAUGUUGACGGGAAGAUACUCAAAUUCUCAAGUAAGAGUAACAGCUUAGUACAAAUAGUCCUAAAAGUACACUUUUUCAAAAAGUUAUUCAAGCAAAUAGAACUAGUUACUACCUAAAUCUGUAAAUUGGUCUAUUGCAAUACAAUGCAAAGUAUAAUUUCAUAACUUUAAGAAUACAACUAUUUCAUUUCAAUCAUUCAUUUAAAUAAAAAUAAAAUGUAAGUGAAGUAAAAGUGUAGAAGCCUUUCUUCAGUGGGAAAAAUCUGAUCAUUCUUGCACUUUCUCUGGCUUCUCUCUAAAAGGAUUUACGUCGUUUACCUUAAUUUUUUUAAACCAGGCCUUUCUCACUGACACUAGUAGUUAAUUAAUUAUCCUGAAAUCCCCAAAGUAACACUUGAGUUUGUGAGAAAAAUCCUAAAUCCACCCUCUCACUGUGAAAGCCAGUUUGUUCUGGGACUUUUAUGUUUCCUCAUAUUUCUUUGACCGCAAGACUAGAUGCCAGUCGCUUCCUCCUCCAGAUAUCCCAGGAGGAGAUGCUGUCAUACUGUGAUCCCACUUUGAGAUUAAUAGCAGGCGCAUAUUAAGGCAUUCAGGGUCUGCUUAUUAAAGCAAUUAAAACAGACACUGUGUAUCUCUUCUCGCUUUGAAUCCCAAUUUUGAACCAAAAUAACCCCUUUUGCAUUUUAAUCAGAUGAUUGAAACACUGUCCUGUUUGCGGAAGAUUAAUGACCUGCGUCGACGUUGCCACAACUACAAAGCGGCAACAGGACAAAGCAGCCUCCCUGCAGAAAUCAAGGCUGCUGUGAUUCAUUCGCACAUCAAACGAGCAGCGGCGUCUCAAGCCUUGGCAACAGGUCUGCAUCUGUUCAGCAGGUGAAACGGCGCGCGCGGACGCUGUUUAUCCGAGCCGGACGUAGCCGGGUGCUACAGACCUCACAGUGUUUCCAAUUGACAUUUCAAAGAUUCGGUUCUCACGUACGCCACGUAAUUUCUCUCCUUCGCUGAACUCAUUAACUGCAUCUCACAUUCAUGUACAGAUAUGUGGUCGAGCAGCACAUCUUCUUACAUGAGCCAUCAUUCGGACUGAUGUGGUCACAGAGGUGUUUUCUUUUCGCCUUUAAAUGGGGGGGCUUAAAGGAAAAUAAACCACUUUCUGUGCUAAUAUGUAAAGACAAUAAAAAAGGAGAGGAAAAUGAAAAGAAAUGGCAAAGCGAGUGCCUCUCAUAAACCCAGCUUGGAUCAAGCUGUAAGAUCCAGCUGUGGAUCCUUAAUUUCUCUACCCUCAAAGUUUGACUUUAGCUUUGUUCUGUCUAAUGUUAUAUGGAAUAAUAUUAAUGAGGAACAAGUCUGGUGCUGUGCUCGUCUCAUGUCAAAGAAAUGUGGAUGUAACAUUUAUUUAUUAACUGUUGUGUCACAGUUGGGGGCAAAAAAAAAAAAAAAAAGAUAAAAUAAACCCUGACAAUCACAUACAAUGGCUUGGAAAAACUAUUUAUACCCCUUAAAUGUUUUCACACAAAUAUUUCAAACCAUUUUAUCAGUUAAAGUGAGUUCAUUCAAUCCAGCUUUAUUGGGUUCUUCCAUAAAAACCCAGUAAAAUGAACAUAUUCGUCUUGACAGAAUGUGAAAAAGUUUUAGAGGUUCAAAUAAUUUUGACGUCGGUCUAUUCCCAUUUAUUUUUCUUGUAUUGUCUCAGCUAUCCAUCUCUGAGCAGAACCUUAUCUGUUAGACAUGAUACGAGGUGAUUUGACCGUUUUUGUUCAAAUAUUACGUCAAAAACGUCAGAUCUUACCAAGUAUUUUUUGCUGUAGUUUCUGGCACAAACAUCUUAGUACACUGGAAAUAAGACAAAACUAAAUAACUUUUCAGCAAGAUAUAGAUGCUUGUUUUAGGUCAGUAAUUUAUUUCCUAUGUAAUAUGAGGAAAAAAAGUCUGUCAGGAAAUAAUUUGCUACUUGUAAAUAAUUAGGUUUAAUUGUAAACCCAACUUAUUGUGUUGUUUACAGUGUAUAUCUUGCCGAAAAGUUACUUGUGAGUUAGCUUUGUCUUAUUUCAAGAGCACUAGGAUAUUUGCACUAAAAACUGGACCAAAAAUAUUUGGUAAGAUUUUAUUUUUGCAGUUGAUAGCUUGUCCCUUUUACUGCUGGCCAGUUUAGCGAAGCAGCUUUAUGUCUCCAGUCAGAGCAGCUCUGCUUGUUAGGGCAAUCCCAGGGUUCCCAUCAAGCCAAAGUGGUUGGCGAAAAUCUGUGGGGAUAUGCUCACAAAUUAAUACAGUUUAAGGGCAGAGGAAGAAAGGGAAAAAUGAAGAAAAAGGCCCGGUUUCCUGGAUACUGACCAAAGACGCUUCUCCAAUAUUUUUUUCUUUUUCCAUGCUGCUAAUCAGAGUUCAAAGAACCACUGGCGCAAUUACUGUCAGCAUCUCCUGAGAGAUUUCCUUUCCGCUGGUGGUUAGCCAGAUGCCAGGGCUACAAUUAUGAAAGACUCCGCUCCACACAGGAAGAGAGCAGCUGACUAAAUUAGAAGUGAGCAAUCGCAGUAACCAGGGUGACUUUUAAUUUCCACAUACAGGUACCCAGCCAUGCUCUCGUGGCAGCAUGCAUGUACCCAUCUUAGUUCGCCUGCAAGUCAGGAGGCACAAAAUGGACACGAAAAGAAAGGGGCAGACACACACACACACACACAAAAAAUCCCUUUGUGACCUGACCACUGCAACGCAGGAGCACUUUAGGGAACAUGUAAUGGUUAGCGCUUAUGAUGUAGCUGGCCUCCCUCAGGUUUUUCAUUUUCUUCUUCUUCUCUGCUUUAGUCCUUUUUAAAAAGACUGCCUUAUUUCAUCUGAAUCUCAAGACAGCUCUCUCAUCCCAUUCUCUCCAGGCACUUAGAUCCCACACUCUCAUAGAAACACAUGCAGCAGAUACAACUUCAGCCUAUUUUACUUUUCAAUUAUCCUUUGAUUCCCCCCCCCCCCAAUCUUCUGUUCACUGGAACCGCGCUUGCCGUCGCUUUCUGCUUGUUGUGUAAUCAAGCAUCUGGAGAUCUUACUCCCACCUUCGUCACCUCCUCCUCUGUCUCGUCGUCCCUCUGUUUGGAACGGUUCCCACUUGUUGCAUGGAUUUGAAAAGAGGAAAGCUGGCAGAAGUGGUGUUUGUGGGGGUGGGCGGGGCUUAUGCAUGUGGUAAUUUUAUGAAAUCAAAAGAAACACCAGGGGUACUUGGGAGUUUUUGGCUCAUAUCUUGCUGUUAGUUUGCACAGUUGGAGAACAUAAAGGUGUUUUACUCCCAGAGCUGUCAGACAUGUACUCUAAUGCAUGUCUAAAUUUUACUCCAAUGGAUCAAAAUGUCACAUUUAUUAAAAAUAACCGCAUGAUUGCGAAACUUUGACAUUCUUUGUGUCCCUUUAAUUGUGAUGGAUUAAAAUCAGCAUAAAAAUUCAAUUUGUUGCAAAUUAUACAACAGAUUUCUUAAAAAUCCACUUGUCUCACUUGAGGAGAAUUCUGUUUCUAGGUUUGCUUCUCCAAGAUGCACAAACUUGGAUAAAUUAGACACAUUUUGCAUGCAUGAAAUGCUAUAAUAUCCAGUUUUCCUCUGCGAUAUAGGGUACCUGUGCGCUGAAUGUUAAGCCUGCUCUAAGAACAUCUAAUAUCAGAGCAGCAGCAUGUUUUAUCCUCCCUGUGCAAACCCCCACCAGCUAUCAGCCAAAAGCUAAAGUGACUGGUGCCAACCUUUUAAGGAGAUUACCUUGUGUGUCGGUAAAUGUACAGUUAACUUUACAUAUUAUGCAAACAGUUUGUCUGCACUGUACAGUUUGUGUCCAACCUAUUGAAUACACAAAAACAAUAUUGAAUAAAGGCUUUAUAAAAA
Molecule: messenger RNA, 8962 nt
Organism: Gambusia affinis (western mosquitofish)
Lineage: Eukaryota; Metazoa; Chordata; Actinopteri; Cyprinodontiformes; Poeciliidae
Product: fibroblast growth factor 14-like
Exons: 5
Coding region: 608-1852 (414 amino acids)
Biological process (GO): positive regulation of cell population proliferation; animal organ morphogenesis; cell differentiation
Cellular component (GO): cytoplasm
Molecular function (GO): fibroblast growth factor receptor binding; growth factor activity
Source: RefSeq, a predicted model, not a curated record